Messenger RNA from Penicillium odoratum, 1875 nucleotides. It is a transcript of the gene kexA, whose product is annotated as serine-type carboxypeptidase kexA. The transcript is spliced from 3 exons. Bases 1 to 1875 code for a protein of 624 amino acids. Gene Ontology annotation, biological process: apoptotic process; proteolysis. Gene Ontology annotation, molecular function: serine-type carboxypeptidase activity. The record is from RefSeq and is a predicted model, not a curated record. Gene Ontology annotation, cellular component: trans-Golgi network. NCBI's taxonomy places the organism in Eukaryota, Fungi, Ascomycota, Eurotiomycetes, Eurotiales, Aspergillaceae.
AUGUUCUCGAUGCCCUUGCGCCGCUCCAAGGGUGGGGCUCUAGCCAUGCUGUCAUGGACCUUGUCCUUACUAGGUCCAACACUUGCAGCCGCGGCUUCACAAGCCGAUUAUUAUGUCCACGAUUUACCAGGGGCUCCGGAAGGGCCGCUUUUGAAGAUGCACGCCGGACACAUCGAAGUCGACCCGGAGACUAACGGCAACCUCUUCUUCUGGCAUUACCAGAAUCGACAUAUCGCAAACCGACAGCGCACGGUGAUCUGGCUUAAUGGUGGACCGGGAUGUAGCUCCAUGGAUGGUGCUCUGAUGGAGGUUGGCCCAUACCGGCUCAAGGACGAUCACACAUUGGAGUACAACAAGGGCUCGUGGGAUGAGUUCGCUAAUUUGCUCUUUGUUGACCAACCUGUUGGUACCGGCUUCAGUUACGCCAACACCAACAGCUACCUCCAUGAGUUAGAUCAAAUGGCGGCCCAUUUUAUGAUCUUCUUGGAGUCCUUCUUUGAAUUGUUCCCAGAGUAUGAACGAGACGACAUUUAUAUUGCCGGUGAAUCGUACGCAGGCCAGCAUAUCCCCUACAUCGCCAGAGCUAUCAAAGAUCGCAACAAGGCGGCUGAGGAAAAUGGACAAAGAAAGUGGCCACUCAAGGGCCUGCUCAUCGGAAACGGUUGGAUCUCACCUGAACAGUAUCCGUCUUACUUUGAAUUCGCCGAGCGUGAAGGUUUGAUUGAGAAGGGGUCGUCUGAAUACAAAAGAAUCGAAGCCGUGAACUCGGUUUGUUUAUCCAAGCUGGAAACCCCGGGGAUCAUGGAUCACGUCAAUGUUCCCGAGUGCGAACAGGUCUUGCAAAGCAUGCUGUCCAUUGGCCAGUACGAUGGCGAGUGCAUGAACGUAUACGACAUUCGUUUGAAAGACUCAUGGCCUGCGUGUGGCAUGAACUGGCCCCCAGACUUGACGUUCAUUUCACCGUACCUGCAGCGCCAGGACGUGGUUAAAGCCUUGAACAUCAAUCCUGCGAAGAUGACCGGCUGGCAGGAAUGCUCCGGUGGUGUAAGCAAGGCCUUCCACGCCUCAAAUUCCCAGGCGGCAGGCAAGUUGAUUCCUGGCCUGAUUGAGGAUGGAAUCAACGUGCUUCUGUUCAGUGGUGAUAAGGAUAUGAUCUGCAAUCACAUUGGAACGGAGACCUACAUACACGGCUUGAAGUGGAAGGGUGCCACGGGCUUUGAGACCGCGCCGGGCGAGUGGGCUCCGCGCCAUGACUGGACUUUCGAGGGUGAACCGGCCGGCAUCUACCAACAUGCCCGUAAUCUGACCUAUGUCUUGUUCUACAAUGCCAGCCACAUGGUCCCCUUCGACUCACCUCGCCAGACUCGCGAUAUGCUUGACCGUUUCAUGAAUGUGGACAUCGCCAGUAUCGGUGGGCGGCCCGCUGACUCGCGUAUCGACGGCGAGAAAUUGCCCCAGACCUCGGUAGGUGGUCAAACCAAUAGCACUGUCGCCGAGCAGGAAGAGAAGAAAAAGAUCAAGGAUACCGAGAUGCACGCCUACACCAAAUCUGGAGAGGCCAUCCUGGUGGUGGUCAUAAUUGGUGUCACUGUCUGGGGUUUCUUCAUCUGGCGCAGUCGCCGAACCCAACGCGGUUACCGUGGGGUCAAUCCUCAAGAUAUGGAUAUGCGGGCUGGAUCUGUCUUGGAUCGAUUCCAAAACAAGCAUAAUAACGAUCUUGAGGCCGGUGACUUUGAUGAAUCGGAGCUGGAUGAAUUGCAUCUGACUGGCCUUGAUCGGAAUCAUUACGCAGUUGGGGAUGUUAGCGAUGAUGAGGACCACGACGUGAAUGAUCCUCACAUCGGCUCUCAUCCCGUUGAUAACAAUCACCAUUAA